Molecule: messenger RNA, 3782 nt
Organism: Betta splendens (Siamese fighting fish)
Lineage: Eukaryota; Metazoa; Chordata; Actinopteri; Anabantiformes; Osphronemidae
Product: ceramide transfer protein-like
Exons: 17
Coding region: 495-2369 (624 amino acids)
Biological process (GO): ER to Golgi ceramide transport
Cellular component (GO): Golgi apparatus
Molecular function (GO): phosphatidylinositol-4-phosphate binding
Source: RefSeq, a predicted model, not a curated record
GGAACACGCGCUCGCUCAGGCAGCGAGAAGAAGCUCAGGACGUUAGUGGAACAUGGCGUUGGGCAGGGUAGCUGUCACCACUCAGAGGAAACAGCACCAAACCGUUCUGUGAGCGGGGUCGACGGAUCGCCUGUCACCGCUGACGCCGGCCUGGGUGCAUUUGUUUGGCGUUACUAAUUCGCCUGUCACUUGUGGGACUGAGCGUAACGCAGCGCAACGAGAAGGGGCGGUAGGUGUGUUGACAGCUAACGGUUUACGCCUCGGCUAACAUUUACCUGGACCGUCGACCCACAGAUGUCAGAACUAGCCGAGUAGCGUAGGAGCCGUGGGAGCUAACGGGCGCGGGCGCUCAUCUGGUGGGGCUCGUCUUCCUGGUAGCACCGUGAUUACUUCAUCGCUUUGCUAAUGCUGACAGAUUCAACUUUACUUGGAGGUCAUCUGCCAAGCUCGCACCGUUUUUCACUCUAAGGGCUUUGCCAGAUCGCUUCAAGGAAAUGUCAGACAACCAGAGCUGGAACUCCUCCGGCUCAGAGGAAGAUUUAGAGCCCCGAGAGGAGCCCCUGCAUCCGACCGGGAUCGGGGAGUUCAGCGGAGUUCUCAGUAAGUGGACAAACUACAUCCAUGGUUGGCAGGACCGUUGGGUGGUGCUGAAAAACAACACACUGAGCUACUACAAAUCUCAGGAUGAGACUGAGUACGGCUGUCGAGGUUCCCUCUGCCUUAGCAAAGCUGUUAUUACUCCUCAUGAGUUUGAUGAGUGCCGACUGGACAUAAGUGUUAACGACAGCGUUUGGUACCUGAGGACACAAGAUUCUGAUCACAGACACCAGUGGGUCGAAUCCAUUGAGCUGCACAGGAGUAUCAGAGAGGGAAGGAGAGAGAGGGGAGGAGUCCAGGGGACAAUAAUCAUCCCUCCACCACUGGCUGAUUCUGGAUACGGCUCAGAGUCCAGUCUGCGGAGACAUGGCUCCAUGCUGUCUCUCACAUCAGCCACCAGUGGCUACUCUGCCACCUCCACAUCAUCCUUCAAGAAGGGUCACAGCCUGAGAGAGAAGCUGGCAGAGAUGGAGACCUUUCGUGAUAUCUUGUGCAGGCAGGUGGACACGCUUCAGAAGUACUUUGACAGCUGUGCAGAUGUUUCCAAAGAUGAGCUGCAGAGAGACAGAAUUGUGGAGGAUGAUGAAGAUGACUUCCCCAACACCCGAUCAGAGGGAGAUUUUCUGCACAACAACAAUGGCAGCAAAGAAAAAUUGUUCCAGUCGUCGAGUCCCAAAGGAAUCAAUGGUAUAGAUUUUAAGGGUGAAGCCAUCACGUUCAAGGCCACCACGGCCGGGAUCUUAGCCACCCUGUCGCACUGCAUCGACCUCAUGGUGAAGAGAGAAGACAGCUGGCAAAAGAGACUGGAUAAGGAGAUGGAGAAGAGGAGAAGAAUAGAGGAAAGCUAUAAAUCCACCCUCAACGAGCUGAAAAAAAAGUCUCACUUUGGAGGUCCAGAUUACGAGGAGGGUCCAAACAGCCUCAUCAACGAGGACGAAUUCUUCGACGCAGUGGAAGCUGCUCUUGACAGACAGGACAAAAUAGAAGAGCAGUGUCAAACUGAGAAGACCAGGAUACAGAGAUCCAGCCCCGUUCCCCCUGGAGACGUCUAUUCCACUGUUGGUUCUCACAGAUUUACUGACAAGGUAGAAGAGAUGGUGCAGAAUCACAUGACCUACUCCCUGCAGGAUGUUGGUGGAGAUGCUAACUGGCAGCUGGUUGUAGAAGAAGGAGAAAUGAAGGUGUACAGGAGAGAAGUGGAAGAAAAUGGGAUUGUCCUGGACCCACUGAAGGCCACGCACAGCGUGAGGGGGGUGACCGGUCAUGAGGUCUGCCACUACUUCUGGGACACCACGUACCGCAACGACUGGGAGACCACCGUUGAAAACUUCAAUGUCGUGGAGACAUUGUCAGAAAAUGCAGCAAUUGUCUAUCAAACACACAAGCGAGUGUGGCCUGCAUCUCAGAGGGAUGUCCUGUACCUGUCGGCUAUGAGGAAGGUGUUGAGCAGCAACGAGAACGACCCAGACACGUGGCUGGUCUGUAAUUUCUCAGUGGACCAUGAUGAAGCGCAGCUAACCAACAGGUGUGUCCGUGCCAAAAUCAACAUCGCCAUGAUCUGUCAGACGCUCGUCAGCCCACCAGAAGGAGACAAGGAAAUCAGCAGAGAUAACAUCCUGUGCAAAAUCACCUACGUUGCAAAUGUGAAUCCUGGAGGCUGGGCUCCCGCCUCUGUGCUCAGGGCUGUGGCUAAGAGAGAGUACCCCAAGUUCCUCAAACGCUUCACUUCCUAUGUCCAAGAAAAAACUGCUGGCAAACCCAUCUUAUUCUAAAGCCCACCGGCAACACGGAUCAAAAGGUGGACACAACACAUCUGAGUUAAUUUAGUAGGAUUUGGGUUAGGAUUAGAAUUUAGGGUUUUAAGGUUUUCUGUCUGAAUGAAAGGCAUGAGGCUACAUUCAAAUAUCUAAGACAACCCCUAACCUUUGAGUCAACAGACUUCAGUUAUUUGAAAUGUGGAGAUUUCUCCUUUUGUUGUGGUUUGAUCAGUAAACUUGGGAAAUUGUGUCAUUUAAAAGCAAAUUCUUGAAAAGGUUUUACACACAUCUGUAAUUAUAUGCCUCCAGCAUUAGAGAUGUUAUUCUGCGCUCAGCUCAUGUCUCUUCUGACAUAUAUAAAUAUGUAUGUUCUGUAAGUAGUUUGUAAAGAGAUCUUUGCUAAUAGACUGAAAAAUCUAGUUCAUGUUAAUUUUCAUAUUUUCAAGGCCCAGUUUUGUUUUUUUGUUGCUGCUAACUUUUAUUUCUAAACAUGACCACACUUGUUAUAAGUCCUGAGGGUUGUCACAAACUCAUGACCCCUAUGAUAUAAGACUUGAUUCUCGACUUUCUCCCAUGAAAACACCUCCGAUGGUGCUGAUGGAGGAAUCAGUCAAAAAAGGUUUCACACGUCAUGUACAAAACAAGAGUUUAUGUACAGUGUUUGUUUCUUUGUUAAUGUUGCAGUGUGAUAUAACACACCUGUACUUUGAAUGUUAAAAGAAUUGUACAGUGUCGCUAGCAUUUCUCUGAAAGUCUGCAAAUUGUUUGACCGAGUCGAGCCCAAAUGCCUUAGUGUGAUGGGAGGGUAUAGCUUCAGAUGGUCAGUGCACCCUGAAGGCAGGAGGCACUAGCCAAGUGCCUCCUGGCUGGGAACAGAAAAGCUCGGCUAUGUUUAGAUACUGGAAUCGAUUGUUAUAAGAGCAAGGUACUUAAAUUCUUAAGAGGUUUAUUUGUUACAAUAUGGGAAUAAAAUUCUGAUUGGACUUAAACUGCUGGUAACUUAGUGAAUCCACUAUGAGACAUUUAAGGUUGUUUUUACAGCCUCCCCCAACAUUUUAUAGCCACAGACCAGGAGCUCUAACACCACACUGCAAAUGUUUUGUCUUGACUCAUUUAAGUGAUGAUAGAUUUUCAGUUGUUUUACCAAGCUUUGCUGUUAAGUCUAGCUAAAAGACAAAGGUGAGAGAAAGUGAAGCCACGUGAGACUCUGCAGCCCUGCAGCUCAGUAGGAACCAGGCUGAAGCUCCUUCACCUAAAGCAGAGGUUUCUAAUCAGUUUAGUCCUAAUCGCAUUGUUAGAAACUGAAUGUAAUUAGAAAUUCAUUUUUGUAAAUGAAUUGUUUAUAUUGGGAUCAACUUACAAAUGUACUGUGACAACAUGGCACGUGAUCUGCCCUGUUUAAAGUGAAAUAAAUAAGUUUAUCUCUCA